Lingula anatina is the source of this 3219-nucleotide messenger RNA. RefSeq names its product ecdysone receptor. Lineage: Eukaryota; Metazoa; Brachiopoda; Lingulata; Lingulida; Lingulidae. Gene Ontology annotation, cellular component: RNA polymerase II transcription regulator complex; nucleus. Gene Ontology annotation, biological process: negative regulation of transcription by RNA polymerase II; ecdysone receptor signaling pathway; positive regulation of transcription by RNA polymerase II. The record is from RefSeq and is a predicted model, not a curated record. Gene Ontology annotation, molecular function: RNA polymerase II cis-regulatory region sequence-specific DNA binding; zinc ion binding; ecdysone binding.
UUUCCCCAGUCAUUGGCAGGAAAUCAAAGUGAGGAAGCUUGACGUGAAAAAAUUUCACUGAAAACUGGAACAGACUGGAACUGCAUGUUAAAGAAUUUUGAUUUGAUCUAUUGUUCAAACAGUUCCCAGUAGAACCUAUCCCACAGCAGCCACUGCCAGUGGCCAUGACUACCAUGUGAGAUGUAUGGCCAUGCUUAAACAGCAUGGAAACAUGGUCGGCUUUGACAUGCAGGGAGAUCUCAGCCAAUCCUGUAUUCCCAGCCCCUCGUCCAGCCAGGCGUCCAGUCCCAGGUCGCCGGCUGCGUCCGUGCUGUCGUCUGGAAGCAGCAGCCAAUGCGGGAUCCCUUUCAAGAAGAAGAAAGGCAGCGGAAUCCAGGGGAAGAGUAUCGAGGAGGAGUUGUGUUUGAUAUGUGGCGAUAGGGCGUCUGGGUAUCAUUACAACGCCCUAAGCUGUGAAGGCUGCAAAGGUUUUUUUAGGAGGAGCAUCACUCGCAAUGCGACGUACAUGUGUAAAUAUGGAGGAAAGUGCGAGAUGGACAUGUGGAUGCGACGGAAGUGCCAGGCAUGUCGGUUACGAAGAUGUAAAGAAGUUGGAAUGAAAGAGGAGUGCCUUCUGUCGGAUGAACAAUGUAAAGCUCGAGAUGCCAGAAGGAAAUCAAAAAACGUAGGUCAGCGUAAAGGCCAUCCCAGUCCCGACAGUAACACGGGCACCAAUGUUGCAGAGUUAAGUAAUAGCAGCAAAGACACUGGUCGCAGUAAUAGCGCUAGUGGUAAUGACAUUACUCAGGAUCCUCUGUCCGAAAUCACAGAGAAGGAGAAAGUGCUUGUGGAAAUGCUGGUGGUUUAUCAGGAUCAGUAUGAGAUAGCCAAGGAGGAGGAUAUUAAAAAAGUCUCUCAAUUUAGUAGUAACUGCGAAAACGUCACCGAGAUGAUAUUCAUACAAAUGGCAGAAAUGACAAUACUGGUGACACAACUUAUUGUGGAAUUUGCCAAACGGCUUCCUGGGUUUAUGACACUAGGGAAAGAAGAUCAGAUAAUUUUACUAAAAGGCUCUGCAUGCGAGGUGAUGAUGCUUCGGACAGCUAGGCGAUACGACCUCAAUACAGACACAGUCGUUUUUGGGGACGGGCAGCCCUACACUCGUGAUAAUCUCAGGUUCGCAGGUCUCAAGGACUUUGUAGAUAGCAUGUAUAACUUCUGUCGUACCAUGGGACUACUCCAUGUGGAUAAUGCAGAGUAUGCUCUGCUCACAUGUAUCUGUGUUUUUUCAGAGCGCACUGGUCUUUCAGAGCCCCAAAAGAUAGAGAAAGUUCAGGAAAUGUACGUCCGUGCACUACAAAACUACAUGAAGGCCAAAUACGUGAAAAAGAACCAAAACUUUGCCAAACUCUUGAUGAAGCUCACGGAAUUGCGUACCCUAAGUGUCGAACAUUCGGAGGUCUUACUCGCUCUCCGGGUCCAAAAAGGAUCGCUGCCACCUUUGCUCAUGGAAUAUUUUGAUAUAACAGAAUAACUUUAACAAAAUUUUAUAUCAUGGUAUUGGUAAUAAUAGGGUAGGAGAGAGAGAGAGAGAGAGAGAGGUGUGCGUUAGUCCACCCUUUCCUAUUCCCGCUUCAUGGUGCUCAAAAAGUACUUCAUUCCAUCAAACCAGGUUCUAAGUGCAUUUUCUCCACAGUGCGGCUUUAAAACUUGUACAGGAUUUGGUAGGGUGCAUUACCGGAUGCUGUGGCAUUUUGUAAUGAAAAAUAUGUUGUGUUGCACAGUAAUGAUAUACUGCAAAUAACACUGGGAUGGUAUUUGUAAGUGCAGAGAACACUUUUCCAGCAUUUAUCAAGGACGCCGUAUUGCAGAUUGUAUGACAAAGAUGCCACAGCAGUUUAUAUUCCAAUAAUGGUUUCGUUGCCCCUGAACUGAUGUAAUCCACAUUAAGCAAAUUACUGAAAAUUGCUCAUUUAGCACCGAGAGGCAGUUACUGUAAUAACUGUAAUAACUUCAUCUAGACAGGGUAAAGGUGGAAUGUAUAAAUUGCAACCGGGAAAACUGCAAUUAGAUACGACUCAAGAAAAGGGAGCUAGUUGAAGUACAGGUGGUCAUUUGCUGGGCACAGCUUGCUGCACGCAAUUCAGUUUUGAGAAGGAACACUUGGCUGCACUGGAUACAGCCAAAGAUGAGGCUAUUGCAGUUUACUCUGGAUUGUAAAUGGAAAAACCCACUGAGAGAAAUACAGUUCAGUCCAAGAAAACAUCAUACCUCAGACUUUCGACAAUGGUGUAACUAUUGUUAAAAUGGUGAAGAAAACUGUGUGCCUGAUUCCCCUGCAUUUAUACCAGGAACUGCAAUUGAUUGAAAUUACUUUUCUCUGUGGUGGAAUAUUAAUUGGCAGGUAAAGAAGAUAGCUCCCUGUGCAUCAUGAGCAUCAUGGGAUAUUACCCCACAUGCAUCAUGGGACACGUCCCCACAUGCAUCAUGGGAUGCUCAGUUGAGCAGUAUAACUGGUCCAAAGGAACUAACUGUGAAUCAUGUCGGAGACAUAAUGACAGUUCAACUGUGAUGGAAUACAGAAUUCUUUUGUGAAAGAAAAAAAUCUUGACCCAUCAGGCAAAGGUGAAGGUGCAGUCCAAAACAUCUGGGGAUUUUCUAUGGCAGCUACGGCAUUCAAUUUGAGACAAGUCACAUACAUUUUGUCCUUAAUUAUGGUGCAGAGCACAAGCAUAGUAAUUAAAUUAUUUACUUUUGUUCAUUAAGAAAACCAAUUAUAUAGUAGUCUGAGAUUACAGGAUAUUGGCCCAAGCUUUGUAAAUGGUGGGAUGGUUGGGGACUUUUUGAUGAAUUGAAGAAGCAUGAAAUGUAAGAUUGUUUCUGAUGGAAAGAUUCAGGCUUAAGAAAACAUAAAAGAUAUGGCGCUUGUUUUGAUGGAACCGAAAAAAAAAUGUAAGUCAAUGCAAGAUGUUGCAUCACUUUAAGAGGAUGGACAAGUGAGUGAUAAUGGUGGCAAAUUGGCAGUGAGAUGAAUAAAGAUCUUUUACAGGAACUCCAUAGAAAAUACUCAAGGAGAAUGCAUGGCGUGCCUACUUGUACAUGAAAAUUGUUAUGGGAAAGCAGAUCAAGUCAUGAUAUGGGUAAAGGCCUGUAGCUAGUAAUUUCAGAGAUAUGGGGGGGGGGGUCUUUUAAUGAAAAAGUGGACUUUUUACCAUAAAAUUCUCUUGUACAUAGAUCAAA